AUGGCCAGCGAGAAAGCUCAGAAAGCCUCAUUGGGCCGCGUCCUUGUCAUUGGCGGCUGCGGGUUUCUCGGCCAUCAUGUCGUGAACGUCCUGCUCCGAGACUGGACCACCAGCGCCGUCUCCGUCAUCGACUUGCGAUGCCAGCGCAACCGACGCCCUGAAAACGACGGGGUGGAGUACGUCGAGGCCGAUAUCACAGACUCGGACAAGCUCACCAAGGUAUUUGGCCGGCUCAAGCCCGAUGUUGUCAUCCACACCGCAUCGCCCCCAGCCCAGGGCAGCGGCGCCGUCAGCAACGACUUAUUUUACAAGGUCAAUGUCGAGGGCACGAGAGCUGUGGUCACGGCGGCGCAGCAAAGCGGCGUCAAGGCACUUGUAUUCACCAGUUCCGCGAGUGUCAUGAGCGACAACAAGAGCGACCUGAUUAAUGCGAAUGAGAACUGGCCCGUUAUCAGGGGAAAGAACCAGUCGGAGUAUUAUUCUGAGACCAAGGCUGAAGCAGAGUCAAUUGUCUUGGCCGCGAACCGCGCCGAAUCGCACCCCCAGCUCCUAACCGCUUCUAUCCGACCCUCGGGCAUAUUUGGCGAGGGUGACAUGCAAGCUGUCUUCCACAUGGUGAACAUUUACGAGCAAGGGCGAACAAACGUACAAGUCGGCGAAAACACAAAUCUUUUCGACUGGACCUAUGUUGAGAACGUGGCGCAUGGCCACCUCCUGGCCGCUCAAGCAUUGCUCCUGACGGCACAGAGCAGGACGAUACCCUUGGACCACGAGCGUGUUGACGGUGAGGCAUUCAUCAUUACCAACGGCCAGCCCGUGUACUUCUGGGACUUUACCCGGGCCAUCUGGCGCGCCGCAGGAAACGACAAGGGCACCGACCACGUCUGGCAAAUGUCGAGGGAGGUCGGCAUCGUGCUCGGCCUGCUCAGCGAGAUCGUAUUCGGCAUCUUACGAAAGCCGCCUACCUUCAACCGCCAGAGAAUUGUGUAUAGCUGCAUGACGAGGUACUAUGAUAUCUCCAAGGCAAAGAGGAGGCUCGGAUACAAGCCUCUGGUGGAUUUAAGCGAAGGUGUGAGAAGGGCUGUGCAAUGGACAUUGGAUCAGAAAAAACUGGCCAAGAAUUGA
Molecule: messenger RNA, 1125 nt
Organism: Truncatella angustata
Lineage: Eukaryota; Fungi; Ascomycota; Sordariomycetes; Amphisphaeriales; Sporocadaceae
Product: 3-beta hydroxysteroid dehydrogenase/isomerase family-domain-containing protein
Exons: 2
Coding region: 1-1125 (374 amino acids)
Biological process (GO): steroid biosynthetic process
Molecular function (GO): 3-beta-hydroxy-Delta5-steroid dehydrogenase (NAD+) activity
Source: RefSeq, a predicted model, not a curated record